AUGGUGGCACAAGUCCCGACGCUCCACCCGCAAAGUGAGGAGCUCAUCAUUGACAAGGUCCGGUACAAGGCAUUCGACUUGGCCGGCCACGAGAUCGGAAGGCGGCUGUGGAAGGAUUACUUUCCAGUUGCCAGCGCCAUUGUCUUCUUGGUGGACUCCGCAGAUCGGAGCAGGUUUCCGGAGGCUGCCGAAGAGCUGCGGAAUCUUCUGCAGGAGAAGGCCCUGAGUGCUGUGCCGAUUGCAAUACUAGCGCAGAAGGUUGAUCUGCCUGGAGCAGCAUCCAAAGAAGAGUUUGCUGGUGCCCUGGGCGUCCCAAGAUCCUCGGAUCGCAGCAUCGAGGUGUUCAUGUGCAGCGUGAUGGAGCGCAAGGGUUCCGAGCUCAGGAAGGUCGAAGAUGUCCUGCCAAGGCCUCUCAACAUGUCAAGCACAGACAUCUUCAGCUUCGCUCGCAAAGCGUCGGAAGUGGUGCUCAUUGGAGGGGCCUACAUUUCUGUUUCGGCGGGCCUCAUCACAUUCAACAAGUACCUGAUGCAUGAACAUCGUUUCCCACACGCCCUGCAUCUCACUGCGGUGCACAUGGCUGUGACCACAGUUCUUUCCCUGACGCUGUACAGCACCAUGCCCUCCCUUUAUCCCUCCAUGGACAAGGCCCUCGAAAAUCGAGGCUUGUUGACCCGAUUUCUGGCCCCGCUUGGCAUCCUCUUCGCUGUGGCACUGGCCUGCUCGAACCAGGCUUACCUGUUCUCCAGUGUCGCCUUCCUGCAGUUCUGCAAGCAGGGCAACAUUGCCUUCAUCUUCUUCGCAUCAUGCGCCCUCGGGCUGCAGACCUUCAGCUGGCAGAAGAUGCUGAUUUUGUCCAUUGUCGUGACCGGCUGCUGCAUUUGUGCCCACGGGGAGAUCAAAUUCCAGAUGCUGGGUCUGAUCUUCCAGCUGUCUUCCCAAGUCGCGGAGUCUUCCAAAAACCUGCUGGGCGAGAUCGUGCUUACUGGUGCAGGGCUCAAGCUGGAUGUCCUGACCUUUGUUCUGUUUCAGGCGCCAUUCUCUCUACUUCCGCUGUUGAUCGGAGUCGUUUGGACAUGGUCGCCAGAAGUCCUGCAAGACUUCAUGGGCAUGUGGUGGGUCGUCCUUCUGAACGCUGUCGUCGCUUUCUGUCUCAACGUCCUGAUUGCCGUCACCCUGAAGAGACUUUCUGCGCUUGCCUUCGUGAUCAUCGGUGUCGUGAAGGAUGUCACCAUUGUGGCCAGCUCUAGCAUGAUAUUCAAUGACCCGAUCUCGCACCAGCAGUUCAUCGGUUUCAGUGUCACAAUCUGUGGCAUAGCUCUCUGGAGCCACCUGAAGCUCAAGGAGCAGUGCGCCAAGGACUACAGAAUCUCACCCGGGUCUGUUUUAGCAGUUACGGUGAACUACAUCUCUCUUGCCAAGACUGCACUUGAGCAGGAAGACAAGGCUUCUGAGACGACACCGCUGACGGAUCGUGCGGAGAAGAAGCCGGUGGCUGCCUCAGGCCGAAGUGCAGCCGAAGGACUAAGGCAACCGAGGGUGCAUGAAGGCUGGCAUCAUUGGGGAUGGUGCGUUGUGCGCCGGACCUGA
This is a messenger RNA of Symbiodinium natans, 1590 nucleotides long. The record is from the annotation of a GenBank genome assembly. Lineage: Eukaryota; Dinophyceae; Suessiales; Symbiodiniaceae.